AGGAAAUGGGCGGGAAUCACUUUUGCCGAAAUGAGUCUGUUGUUACUCAGGGUCCGAAUCACCGCCCCGGAAAAGUAAAAAUCGCUUUGUCCCCACCCUCUCCGCCUUACGAAAAGCCUCUGCAAGAACUUGUGGAGUCAUUUCCCCCUUUUUUGUCAUUCCGGAAGGUGUGCUAGAGGCCUCCCGUUGUCUUUUAUUUCCAAACCUCGGCUGAUAGACAGCUCCUUUUAAAGUAAGGAUGGAACCGCUGAAAGAUGCUUUCGCUGCUGUAACUAGUGAUGAAAAUCCAAAGAUCAAAGAAGAGGUACUAAGUAGUGAUGAAUAUCAUUGUCCCGAAAAAGUUGCAACAAGUCGCAAGUCUGCAAGUGAAGAAGAACGAGAAUUCAAGGUGACAUUCGGUAAAGAUGGAAGGAAGCAUAUAGUGAGAGGCAGACUUACUGACAGUCUCUUUAGUGCCCUCAGGUCUAAUCAACAUGUCUGUGCCUGGAUGGACAGAACCAAGAGAAAAGAGUUCCACUUAAUAGACAAGACAAAGUCUUGGGAUUCCUUCAUCAAUCUGGGAAUGCCUUUAAAGUAUGUACCUGAUGGCUCACAAUUUGAAAUGAAGUCUUACAAGCUAACUGAUGAAGUAUGGUAUCGCCAAUAUGACGAUAGGAGAGAAUGUAUAUUGUUCUAUGUCCGUGGAAUAGGUUCUAGAAUGGAAAGCCAUGGAAAACAAAGCCGUACGGUAAUAAAAAACGGCAGCCUAAUUAACGAAUAUUGCACAUUUUGUAUCUUUGCCCCUAAAGAAGAAUCGAUAAAAGAUGCCCUGUGCAAUGAUGGCCGCUUUAUGUCAUUCUUGAAAGAAGAGAAUUGGACACUGGUAAAAAAAGGAACAAUCACAGAAAACAAUUACUUAGUUAAGAUCUUAUCAGAUCAACCAGAUGAAGUUUAUGAAAUCCACGUGGAGUCUAAAAAAGGUGCCAGAUACAGUGGUGAUCUAAACAAGAAACAGAAUGAUUUAGACUUGGCAGGGGGGCAGCUGUGUACCCUUGAAAAGCCACAGGGACAGCCGGACUUUGGGGAGGGACAACUCAGUGCUUCUAAAACACAACAGCCACAGCCAGACUAUGAGCAAGGACAGCUCGGUACUUCUAAACUACAGCAGCAGCAGGAGUUUGAAUGCCAGCUCCUGCAUUUGUAUCCUAAGCUGAAGGAAGAAGGAGAAAAGAUUUUCAAUUUUUUGAAUAAAAAGGACUUGGAAGUUUGUAAAAAAAACUUUGGAAAGGAGGUAAAUGACUCUCUUUCAGCUAUAUUGGUGGAGACACUUGCUACCCGUAUGAAUUCUGUUGGAUAUAUAGAAUGGAGGAAUGACUUAGGAUGCGUUCAUGGGUUUGCAACUUGCUUUGUUCUCCGUGGUAGAUAUAUAUUAACAUGUUACCAUGUAGUAGAGAAGAUAGUUGGAGAAGGAAGUGAAGCAAAGGACUGGGGAAAUAGAAUUAAGCAGUUAGCCCGUGUAACUUUCUCUUAUAAAAAAGAGCAUCCUCCUAGAGAAAAGUGGUUCUCACUGGAAAACUGGUUUGAAAUAUCAGAUAAGGAUCUCGAUUUUGCUGUCCUGAAAUUGGAAGAAAAUGAAAGUCAAAGUCAUCCUCCGCCAGGACUGUUGCAAUUUCAUUCUCCACCACCACCAAAUGGUCCCGUUUUUAUCACAGGUCACCCAAAGGGAGGAAUCAAGUCUAUGGAUGUUUGUGUUGUUGUCAGUGUAUUUGAGCGUGGCAAUAAAUACAGCAAUCAUUUGCAGCAACACCAGAAUAGUGAAUGCAGCAGAUAUAUGUGUGGUUACAACUCAGAUGAAAAAUGCAUCCAUUCGUAUAACCCAAAAGGUUUUGACCGAGAAAAAAAUAGUCCUGAUCUUGUCGCUUACAAUACCUGUUUUUUUGAGGGCUCAUCAGGGUCACCGGUGUUUGACAAAAAUGGGAAACUUGUUGCUAUGCACGCUGCUGGAUUUGCUUAUAAAAUGAGAAACAAAGAGUGUAGCAUAAUUGAAUGGGGCUAUUUAAUUUGCUCAAUCAUUUUAAAAAUUAAAUCCAAAUUUGGAUCUUGGUUUGAUUCUACAUUUUCUCCUGAUACAAGUGAAGAUAAUUCACAUGUGGAUGCAUUUCAGAAUGAGGCAGAGGAGGAAAUGGAUUGUAGUUAAUGUUAUAUUGUUAAAGUUCAAUCCACUUCUCCAAAAAAUGAAAUGGCUUGAGGGAAAAUUAUCUGCCAAGGUUCUGCUUUCUUUGGACUUAUAACAGUUUGUGACAGAUACAUUUAUUUUCAAAUAUUCAGGCUGAACAUAGCUGCCACUCUACAUUAAAUUCUCCAAGAAAUGCCUCAAAGUUUAGUGUUGUCCUUUGCAUUUUAGAACUCCCAAUAGCAUAAAUUCUUUUGUAGCUGUGUCUCUGUUUCCUAGCUAUUUGUACUUCUUCCUUUAUGCAAACAUUGAUUUAUAUUAUUUGGGAGAGAAGAAAAGUGGAACUAAAGCGAGAUCCCAGUUAGUGACUUUUCUAGUAUAUUUUCUAGUAUCAUACAGUCAAUACUGUGGUGAUAUAAGGGCUGUCCUUUUUUACUGUUAUUUUGACAUAACAAUAGUUUGGUGAUUAUAGAAGAUAUUAGAAAGGCAUUUCCCUCACUGCUGAAUCAGGGCAUUAUCCAUCUUUCCUUGAAUUGGCAGAAAAUUGAAUUGCCAUCUCAUUUUGCCGCUCAUUUUGCUCUCAGUCACAGUCAGUUGCUUGCCUUCUCUUCAAGGUAACAGUCUUAGAUUUACAAUGUUUACAAAGUUCCACUUUGAUGGCAGUUAUUUAAGGGAGGAAAUACAGCUAAUGGCAACUUCAACCUAUCCUACUUGUGAGCUGGGGCUGAGAUGAAGGCUAUGGACCAAGAAAAAAAA
Messenger RNA from Crotalus tigris (Tiger rattlesnake), 2908 nucleotides. It is a transcript of the gene FAM111A, whose product is annotated as FAM111 trypsin like peptidase A. The record is from RefSeq and is a predicted model, not a curated record. The transcript is spliced from 3 exons. Bases 239 to 2176 code for a protein of 645 amino acids. NCBI's taxonomy places the organism in Eukaryota, Metazoa, Chordata, Lepidosauria, Squamata, Viperidae.